Molecule: messenger RNA, 1202 nt
Organism: Cyprinodon variegatus (sheepshead minnow)
Lineage: Eukaryota; Metazoa; Chordata; Actinopteri; Cyprinodontiformes; Cyprinodontidae
Gene: decr2
Product: 2,4-dienoyl-CoA reductase 2, peroxisomal
Exons: 9
Coding region: 1-900 (299 amino acids)
Biological process (GO): fatty acid catabolic process
Molecular function (GO): 2,4-dienoyl-CoA reductase (NADPH) activity
Source: RefSeq, a predicted model, not a curated record
AUGGCAGAGCUCAGAAAAAGAGAGGAGCUGCCUGAAGAUGUGAGCUCAGAUGACUGCUUGGCUUCCUACUCACACAUCUACAGUCCGGAUUUACUCAAAGAUCAAGUGGCUUUCAUCACAGGAGGCGGAUCUGGAAUCGGACUUCGUAUAGCUGAGAUCUUUAUGAGACAUGGUUGUGACACAGUGAUUGCCAGCAGAAACCUGGACAAGCUAAAAGAGGCAGCGGUAAAGCUGUCGGCUGCGUCAGGACGACGUUGCCUCCCUCUGCGUAUCGACGUGAGGCAGCCGGAGAGCAUCAUAGCAGCUGUGGAUGAGACGCUGAAAGAGUUCGGCCGCUUAGACGUCCUGAUCAACAAUGCUGCUGGAAACUUCCUCUGCCCUGCUUCUGCACUCUCCUUUAAUGCUUUCAAAACUGUCAUGGAGAUAGACACCAUGGGGACAUUCAACACCAGCAAGGUGGUGUAUGAGAAGUGGUUCAAGGAUCAUGGAGGUAACAUAGUCAACAUCUCUGCCACGCUGGCGUACCGAGGACAGGCCCUUCAGGUGCAUGCUGGCUCUGCUAAAGCUGCAAAUGAUGCCAUGACCAAACACUUGGCUGUAGAGUGGGGGCCCAGUGGAGUUAGGGUCAAUGCUGUGGCCCCAGGACCAAUCUCUGGUACUGAGGGUUUUCGGCGACUUGGUGGUUCUGGUGCAGAGGCUGCAGGUUCUUUCCAGUCCAUUCCUCUGCAGCGAGCUGGCAACAAGACAGAGAUGGCCCACUGCACUCUUUUCCUGGCCAGUCGAGCCUCUUCUUACAUGACCGGGGCCGUCCUGGUGGCGGAUGGCGGGGCGUGGUUGACCUCGGCCAAUGACAUCUCUGCGCUGUUGGGUAUAGCCUCCUCUAAAUCUGCUAAGCUCUGAGCAGGAGCUCUCAUGUCCUCCUGUCCUCCUCCUGGCCCAGGUUACUGGUCACCAGAAAAAAGGAAGGACAAGUGAUCAGGAGAAAUCAGGACCUUUUUAUUAUAAUGAUGCUGUUUAUGGACAAUAGCAAAUGUUUAUUAAGCCUAUAGGUGCCUUAGGUGUCUGUUGCUAGAUUUAGAAAACAAAUUAAAUAUAUAAAUAUUAUUUCAUAAUGGUACAAAUGAUAUAAUUGUUGAUAAACAUCAUAGUGGACAGUAUUGUAAAAUAUUUCCCACACUUUUAUUGCACUUAUCAAUAAAAGC